This is a messenger RNA of Cynoglossus semilaevis (tongue sole), 3078 nucleotides long. It is a transcript of the gene pwp2h, whose product is annotated as PWP2 small subunit processome component. Bases 163 to 2901 code for a protein of 912 amino acids. Gene Ontology annotation, cellular component: Pwp2p-containing subcomplex of 90S preribosome; small-subunit processome. The transcript has 21 exons. Gene Ontology annotation, biological process: ribosomal small subunit assembly; maturation of SSU-rRNA from tricistronic rRNA transcript (SSU-rRNA, 5.8S rRNA, LSU-rRNA). Gene Ontology annotation, molecular function: protein binding. The record is from RefSeq and is a predicted model, not a curated record. Lineage: Eukaryota; Metazoa; Chordata; Actinopteri; Pleuronectiformes; Cynoglossidae.
UUGGCAGGAAGUGACGAGUGUCAACAAGAAUAAGACCACAUGUGUGGAAGAAAAUGAAGCAUGUGUUACAGAAGCUCUAAAUUUCGUCUUUAUAGGUGACUCGAAAUAUAAUAUUUACUUUUUUUAAACUUCGAAAACGCGCCAACACCAAGCGUUGUCAAGAUGAAGUUUGCGUACAGGUUUUCUAAUUUGCUCGGUGCAGUUUAUCGUCAGGGGAAUCUAAAUUUCUCCAAAGAUGGCAAUGCUGUUAUCAGUCCGGUUGGAAACAGAGUCUCAGUUUUCGACUUGAAAAACAACACUUCAGAGACAUUGCCCAUCUCCACCACAAAGAACAUUACUUGUGUGGGUUUGUCUCCUAAUGGAAACCUGGCAAUAUUAGUUGACGAAGAUGGUGCUGCUUUAUUAGUCAGUCUCAUCACACGAGCCAUUCUUCAUCAUUUCCACUUCCACAAGCCUGUGAGCAGCAUCCGUUUCUCACCUGACGGCAGGAAGUUUGUUGUCACAAAAGAAAACGUAGCUCUGAUGUACCAUGCUCCCGGGAAGCAGCGAGAGUUUAACGCCUUUGUGCUGGACAAGAGUUAUUACGGUCCUUAUGAUGAAACCACUUGCAUUGACUGGACAGACGAUUCCAAGUGUUUUGUUGUGGGCAGCAAAGACAUGUCCACAUGGGUGUUUGGUGCAGAGCGAUGGUCCAACCUCAUUUACUACUCCCUGGGUGGACACAAGGACAUGAUUGUCGGUUGUUUCUUUGAAAAGGACAGUCUGGAUCUGUACACUGUAAGCCAGGAUGGGGCACUGUGUGUCUGGGAGAGUGACACUGAGUUGGAUGGUCUUACCCUGGCAAAGAGACGUAACAAACCUGAGCCGGGGCAACAUGAGGAGGAAGAGGAGAGGCUGGAGGGAGAGGAAGGAGAAGUGAUCCGAGGAAAAGCCGAAAUUUCCAAAGGGAAAGACACGAAAAAUGUUCGAUACAGGCAGCUCAGCAAACACUACUUCAACAAAGAGGGGGAUUUUAACAAUUUGACAGCUGCUUCCUAUCAUAAGCAGACACACAUCCUGGUCACAGGUUUUGCCUCCGGUAUCUUCCACCUGCAUGAACUCCCAGAAUUCAACCUCAUCCACUCGCUCAGUAUAUCAGACCAGAGAAUUGCUUCUGUGGCCAUAAACAACUCUGGAGACUGGAUUGGAUUUGGUUGCUCAGGCAUGGGUCAAUUACUGGUGUGGGAGUGGCAGAGCGAGUCCUAUGUAUUUAAGCAGCAGGGACAUUUUAACAACAUGGCCUCGUUGGCUUAUUCACCAGAUGGACAGUACAUUGUGACGGGAGGAGACGAUGGAAAGAUCAAAGUGUGGAACUCCAACAGUGGCCUCUGCUUUGUCACAUUCACCGAGCACAGCAGCAGUGUCACCUGCGUUACCUUCACCUCCAGUGGCUUCGUCAUUGUCAGCGCUUCUCUGGACGGAACGGUCAGAGCAUUCGACCUGCACAGAUACCGAAACUUUCGUACAUUCACUUCUCCUCGCCCUGCACAGUUCUGCACCCUGGCAGUGGACAGCAGUGGAGAACUAGUGAGUGCAGGAGCCCAGGAUUCCUUUGAGAUCUUCUUAUGGUCAGUGCAGACAGGCAGGCUGUUGGAGGUUCUUGGUGGUCAUGAGGGUCCCGUAAGUGGCCUGUGUUUCAGUCCGAUCCAGUCAAUUCUGGCCAGUGUCUCAUGGGAUCGUACAGUCCGUCUGUGGGACCUGUUGGAAAAUUGGCAGGUCAAGGAAACACUAUCCCUAACCUCUGAUGGUCUCUGCGUGACGUACCGAGCCGAUGGUCAGGAGUUGGCCGUUGCCACUUUGAAUGGCGAGAUCACCUUCUGGAACCCACUUUCAGCCACGCAAACUGGCUCUGUGGCUGGACGCCACGACCUGGCAAUGGGCCGCAAGGAGACUGACAAAAUUACAGCCAAACAUUCGGCCAAGGGGAAGUCCUUUACAUGUCUGUGCUACGCGGCAGAUGGUGAGUCUAUUUUGGCAGGAGGACAGUCCAAGUUUGUGUGCAUCUACAAUGUGAAAGAGCAGAUGCUGAUGAAGAAGUUUGAAAUCUCCUGCAACCUGUCCUUCGAUGCUAUGGAGGAAUUCCUGGACAGACGGAAAAUGACAGAGUUCGGCAGUCUAGCUCUGGUGGAUGAAGGAGCUGGAGAUGGAGAUGGAGUCAACAUCAGCCUUCCCGGAGUCAGAAAAGGUGACAUGAGCUCACGUCACUUCAAACCAGAGAUCAGAGUCAGCUCACUGCGGUUUUCUCCAACUGGUCGUAGCUGGGCGGCCACCACCACUGAGGGAUUGCUGGUCUACUCUCUUGAUGGUUCUAUGGUGUUUGAUCCAUAUGACCUUGACCUGGACGUGACACCGGCCAGCAUACACAAGCAGCUGCGCCUCAAAGAGUGGGUGUCAGCUAUUAUCCUGGCAUUCAGACUUAAUGAAAAGGCCCUCAAGCAGGAGGUGCUGGAGACAGUGCCACACGGACAGAUCCCUUUGGUCUGCAGUUUUCUUCCUGACAUUUAUGUAGAAAAGAUGCUGGGAUUUAUCGCAGGGUGUUUAGAGAAGACAAGUCAUCUGCAGUUCUACAUGACGUGGGCCCAGAAUCUGCUCAUGCUGCAUGGACAGAAGCUCAAAAACAGGUCUGGAGCCAUACUGCCCACACUGCAGGCUCUGCAGAAGAGCAUCCAGAGACACUUUGACAGCCUGUCAAAACUGUGUGACUUUAACAUGUACAACAUUCAUUACGCCAUGGCCCUGUCGAAACAGAGGGGAGUAAAGAGACCAGCUGAAGAGGAGGAGGAGAAAGAAGACGAUGAUGAAGGGCUCUCUGAGGGGAUGAGCGAAGCCUCUUUUGAUGAUGCAGAAAUGAUUAUGUCUUGAAGCUACUUCACUUUAAGACCCUGGCAGGCUGUCUUGCUGGGAGAACGAUAAUGAUGAACUUUUUCAGAUUUCAAAGAAAACAUGCUAACAUUUUUUUUAAAUAAAUGUUUUAAUUUUAUAAAAAGGAAAUAUGUCCUAAAAAACUUUGCCCUUAUUAAAUUUUGACAUUUCACUAAA